CUACACAAAAGAAAUAGCGGAAAAAGCACAGAACGAAGAAAGCCUGCCACUGCUUACGAAGAUGGCGGAUAUAAUAAUCCUUGCUUCAUUCUGAUUGGUCGCUAAGCCGACUGCCGCGUUUACGAAAUCGAGUUGCGUUUAAUUGCAGCCCUAUCCAUCCCGCAAGGUGUCAUGAGUGUAAUUGCAUCAAUCAAAAGUAUUGAUGAACUUUUAAAGGAAGUCAAAAAAUAUGAAGGAAAAAGAAUAUUUAUCCUGUUCUGUGGUACACCUCUGUCAGAUGGGACUAACUGGUGUCCUGAUUGUGUGAAAGGUGAACCAAUAGUAAAAGAAGCUCUUAAAAAAUUACCAGAAAAUGCAGUUUUCCUAAAAGUAGAAGUUGGAGAUCGAACUGCUUGGCGUGAUCCUAACAACGUGUUUAGAACGCACCCGAAAUUUCGAAUAAAUAGCAUCCCUUCAUUGAUCGAGCUUAACACUAUGAAAAGAUUGUCAGACAAAGAAGUUGUACAAUCUAAUCUCGUCGAGCUCAUGUUCGAAGAUUAGUUACACGAAGUCAUUUACUUUCGUUAAUUUCUUAUAUUUUUUGAACAUUUCAAAACUGUUUUUGUAUUCCUUCCGAUAAAUAAAAUUCGUAUAAUAAAAGUGCAAACUUCAAACACGGGAAAAUUUCUACUACCGAAUAAUUUUCUAAACAUAUCUAAGUUGAUUUCAUACUAACUUGUACCAAUAAAGUGCUUUCUAUAUUACUGUUACGAUUGACUCUGAACUCGAUGAAGAGAGAAAAAAUCAGAUCUAGGUUAACCAAAAGUCUAUGGAACGGUCGUAAGCAGUGAUGGGCAACGAAAGCAAAAGAGAUGGAAAGGACGGCGACUGUAAUUAACACCAGGCAGCUUUUCAGACUAAUAAACGAAGCUGGAAUUAGGAAGUUAAGUGCGAGACGAUCUCGGAAAAAGACGACAGUCUUAUCUGCUCUCAGCCCCAACGUUUAAAACGAUGGACGGAACACUUUAAUGAGCAGUUCAGCUGACCUUCAGCUACUCUACAACUAUUCACCAUUUCUAAACAGCUUGAAUGAAACGCUAAAAUAGGUCCCCUGACUUUAAUUGGAGUUCAUAAUGUUGUAGCUAAUUUCAAACGGGAAAGAGCAGCUGGUCUACAUGGAUCGGCUCUAGAGGUCGUUAAGGAUGGUGGUCCAGAUUAAGCGAUUAGGUUAACUGAUAUUUUCGCUCAUAUCUGGGAACUGGACGUAAUCCCGAGUGACCGGUCGUAAUCACUGAUCGUCCCAAUAUAUAUAAGAAGGGAUCAUAAUCCUGUGAUAAUCAUAGAGGGACUAGUUUAACUUAUAUAACGUCUAAAAUGCUAUUCCCAAUAGUGAUCGGAUGCCUAACAAAGAAGCGUGGACUGAAAACACUAAAAAAUCAAACUGGCUUCAGACCUGGUCGUGGCCGCAUCGACCACAUAUUCACCAUUCGCCACGUUUAAGAACACAGGCAUGCUUAUCGGCAUCUGACAAUGAUAGUUUUUCUUGACUUAAAAGCUGCAUUUUACUCUGUACAACGAGAGCUUCUGUGGCAGUGUCUCUCAUUCAAAGGUGUACCUCAGAGGUGCAUAAACCUUGUGAAGGCUUUUUACUCGAACACUACCAGUCGAGUCAGACUUUAUGGUGAACUGUCAUGCGAUUUUGCAACCUCAAGUGGUGUCCGACAAGACUGUCCACUAUCUCCAUUUCUUGUCCAACUUCACCAUAGACAUACUGCUGGAAAUAACACUCGUAUUCUAAACUUUGAGGAAUUGAUUUCGUUCCAGGAGGUCCACUCAUAGACUUAAAAUACGCAGAUAACAAUCCUGUUUGUUGAAGACGCUGAUAAAAUGCAGAGACUUUUGGUAACAAUGAACGACAAUGUCAGAAUGUUUGGGGUGUACUUCUUUACCUCUAAAUACAUGUUGUUGCUUCAAGAUUGGCCUGCGUUAACACCUGAACUAAGGAUAGCGAGUGAAGUAGUCGAAUCGUGAACAACACCACUUAUCUUGGAAGUCUGAUCAGCCCUAAUCAGUUGGUGUCUAACGCAAUCUUUACAUGGAUUCAGAAAUCUCGUUUGGCUUUUGCCAACUUACGUCACCACCUAUGACGAAGGAGAGAUAUCCGUCUACCAAUUAAAGGACCAAUAUACUGCGCAGUAGUUCGUUCUGUCCUACUUUACGGCUACGAAACGCGGCCAUCAAGAGUAGAGGAUACUUGUAAGUUACUAAUAUUUGACCACAGAUGUCUUAGAAAUAUUGCUCGUAUCUGUUGGGAUCACCAGGUAAGUAAUGGUGAGGUUAGACUCAGGCUCUCAGUAAAUAAUAAUAAGUCAGUUGAUGAGGUUGUGAACCUUCAUCGACUGAGAUAGUUGGGUCACGUAUUACGCAUGCACAACCACCGACUACCACGGCGCUCAAUGCUGCUGACUAGUACUGGAGACGGGUGGAAGAAAGUUAGGUGCGACCGAACCAAAACGUCGCAUCAGUUCAUAAAGCCACUAACUUCUGGUCUGAGUCAUGUUGGUAGAUGCAAACUUAUUUAUUUAUUUAUUUGAACACAUAAAUAUUGGUGCAAGAGAGCGCUAAUAUAUAUGCGCCACACAAAACAAUGAGAAUUCGAAGAGAAAUAGAAAAAAAAAGAGAACAAUAACGAAGAGAUUGGUGUAAGGUAGUGUGGUGGUAAUGAGGGAACGCAAAGGUACAAUCGGAAGAAAUCUUUCAGGUAAGGGAGAGAACCACUUUUUAUGAAGAAAGUAAAAGAAGGUUACAGCAGGAUCGCCACUCGCUUCUAUUCUGAGCCAUACCUGAUAACGUCUCUAGCCACUGUGUUGCACCAUCUCUCAGACUCCAACCAGGGAGUCGUGAAGGACCGACAGAAGCCAGUCCUUUGCAGCUUUCUUUCAUACCACGACACCAUGUCAUAUACUGACCACCUCCGCUUCUUCCAACCAGUCCCAGAGUCGGCAAAUAAUGCACGACGUGUAAUUCUCUGGGACGACAUUCGUAGGACUUGUCCAAGCCACCGAAGUCGGUGUUUCAAGAUGGUGACACCAAUUGCAUUAUCGUCUCUGUGUCCGAACACAAGAUGCCGAACCUCAGCAUUACUGACAUGGUGUUGCCACUGAAUGUCAGCAAUCCUUCGGAGACAGCGAUGAUCGAACACAGAGAGUCGUCUAACGUCCUCAACUCGGAGAGGCCAGGUUUCACAAGCAUAGAGCAAAACUGCUCUCACAGACGCGUUGUAGAUCCGACCUUUUACAGCCAGACUAACAUCACGAAGGCGCCAAAGGUGGCCCAGAUUGGCAUAAGCCGCUCUGGCUUUCACUAUACGUGCAUUGAUCUCAUCACUCACACCCCCACCAUCACUCAUACAGCUACCCAGACACACGAACUUCUCGACUACUUCUAUCUGCUCACCAUCCAGAGUGAGUGCAGGGUUAGAAUCCUGCCAGUCUUGUAGAAGUACUUUGCACUUCGAAGGUGCAAAGUACAUACCAUACUGAUUGCCAACUGAUUAAGUGCGGAUUGCAUGCCUUGGGCAUUGUCGCACAGUAAGACAAUAUCAUCCGCAUACUCAAGGUCGAGAAGUCUUUCUCCAGGCAACAGAUCCACACCACCAUUACUUACAUUCAUCAGAGCUGUUUCCAGAAUGUCAUCGAUGGCAAAGUUGAAGAGGAAUGGUGAGAUUGGGCAACCCUGUCUAACCCCACUGCCCGAAUGGAACAAUAGAGAAAGGUGGUUGUAUGCCCUCACUCUGCCUGAGGUGUUUGUAUAUAGGGCUUUUAGGAUGUUAAUAAACUUCUCAGGUACACCCUUCUUCAAUAGACAAUCCCAGAGAACAGUCCUAUCCAAUGAAUCGAAGGUAGCCCUGAUGUCAAGAAACACUACGAUUGUUGGCCUUUGAUAAGUAUGGCGGUGUUCUAACAUUUGGCGGAGGGUGAAGAUAUGAUCAAUACAUCCUCGACCCGAACGAAACCCAGCCUGCUCCUCACGAGUCAAUCUUUCUCGGGUUUUGAACAACCUACGAAGUAUGACGGAAGCCAAUAGCUUGGACGCAAUCGGAAGUAGACUUAUCCCCGAUAGUUGUUACAGGAACGACGUGAACCCUUUUUAAAGAUAGGGACAACUAUCGACUCAUUCCAUGACGUUGGUACACUCUCUAGUUCCCAAACCUUUGUAAACAACAUCGUCAGUUCUUUAGUCAGAAAGUCACCAUCAUCUUUAAAAAGAGCCGGAGGUAAGUCAUCUGGGCCAGGUGAUUUGUAGCGUUUCAAGAGUUGGAGUUCCUUGCGGACUUCCGCCUCAUUUGGUGGAUCAGUCGUCACCGGCCAUGGAGGGCAGGACGGUCUGACCGAUGUUGCCGGAGCAGCAGGCCAGUUGAACUGCCCUUCGAAAAAUUCUGCCCAUCGUCCAAGACGUCGAUGGAUGUUAGUGAUUGGCAUCCCGUCAUCCUCGCAGAUUGUUUCAUUCACACUAGACUUCUUGCUGCCAGUGGCUCGGAUGAGUUGGAAGAGCUUCCGGUAAUUACCAGAUGCAGCUGCUGCUUCCAGCUCAUUAGCACGCUCCGACCACCAGGCUUCUCGGUCCUUACGCAAGGUUUGCCCAAUUUCAUGACGUAACAUCCUUCGUUUGUGGUCAAACUCACGGUCACCCGGAGUAGACCGACGGGCUUCAAUGAGUUGUAAGGAACCAGAAGAAACCCAGUGCUUAUAAGCGGGACAUUUCGCGAACCCACAACUGACUGUACCCACCAUUUUCAUGGCGUCAUGCAAUUGCAACCAAUGCUCAUCUAUACUUUUCAGUGGAAUGGUAGCUAGCCUAGAGGCUAGCUCGGUUCGAUACUUACUUGCAACAGAAGUUGCAACCAGCUUGCUAAUAUCAAUCCGUUGAUGGCGGUCACUUCGUUGUCCACUGAAAAGUAAGGCAAGAUUGGCGCAGACCAAGGCAUAGUCAGAGUCCAGAUAGGUACUCCAAAAGGAGCGGCAGUCUUGUACACAACCACGCCAGCGGUAGCUGAUCGCGAUGUGAUCAAUCUGAGUCCAGGCUUGAGAUGCAGAGGGAGGACGCCAGGUGGCACAUCGGCGAUGACUGUGCCGAAAGUUAGUGCUAGCCAGAAACAGGUUGUGGUCUGUGCAAAGUUGCAGUAGAUGGUCCCCGUUAUCUGACCUGCGACCAACGAGUCCCCAUCGGCCACCUAAACGACUCUCUUCUGUGCCUAGAUGCCCGACCUGAGCAUUCAAGUCUCCGGCUAGUACCACAAUAUCUGUCGAACGCACUUUCUGGAGAAGAACAGAUAACUGGUGGUAAAACUCAUCCUUGAUUGCAUCUGGGCUGCAAUCUGUCGGAGCAUAGGCGGAGAUGACGAAAAGACAUUGUUUCUCACACCGAUUUCUUCUCACUUUGAUGGAACUCUCUAAUCUAGCAGCACAUAACCGACUGUUGAUGGGGAUCCAAUCGACCAGUGCUGCCUCAGCUCUAGCGCUUAGUGCGACACCAACGCCAGCAAGACCAGACGAAGAUACCACAGGGUCCCCGGAUAAGCGCACGUAAAACAAGCUUUUGAAUCGACAGAUGGAGAUCGAAUUUGUAGUACUUCACCAGAGUCUUGAAUACGGGUCUCGGAUAGACAGCAAACAUCGAUAUAAAGACUUUCCAAAGACAUAGCCAGCCCUAUCUGUUGUCCGACCUGGAUAAGUGUGCGAACGUUGAAGGCAGCCAGUUUGAAUGGUGCAUGUGGUUUAAGAAAAUCUGCUUCAGCACUCAUAUUCGGUGGUAACAUACAAUUUUCAACCGGACAGUGACUCGAGAACGUUUAGAUAGAGUCGAAUUUCCACCAAAGACGAGCUGCUGUAUAAACCGAAAAAUUAAGUAUAGACGGAGUAGGAAUAAAAGAGGGUGAAUAAUGAUGUAGUAAAUAAUAAUAAUAAUAAUAAUAAUAAUAAUAAUAAUAAUAAUAAUAAUAAUAAUAAUAAUAAUAAUAAUAAUAAUAAUAAUAGUGAUGAUAAUAAUUUGAAUCAUUUGAUUGUUAUUCGGAGCGAGAAAUGUAGUUUCCAUAGAUAUAGAGAGUUCAUCAUUUGCGUGUGGGCUGUGAUACUACCCGGGUGCCCGAACCGAAGCAGGUGGUUAUCUUAGGGGCCACUCCCCGAGCCUUUGACCUAAAGGUCUAACCCACAAGGCAGUGGAGCAUCGUAAGGAGAUGCAAUCCCAUGGUAGCCGGUGACCGAAAAUUGGUUCAUACGCCAUUUGUUCCCGCAGGAUACUGGAGCCCAUGUGCACCAUUGAUUUGUGAUCCGGUUAAAGCGCCGGACAUUCGCUUUUCGUCCUCUCAUUUUCGUAAACAACACCCCUGCCACGAGACGGCAAUGAGUAGGAUUUCCCUGGCAGAGGCUGUAUACGCGUGGCCGUGUGAGAGUAUUUCGAGAGGGAGAGCGGACUCUCCCCACUCUCGGCCGUACCAGGGCACUCGGGGGCAGAUGCAAACUACUUGGUUGGGGUCCGCGCGACUAUCGUAACCAAUGGUUGGAGACUCUGAGUGACAUGGCUCAGAAUCGAUCACAAUGGCGUAAGUGUAUACACUCUUUGUCUUCCCUUAAACAGUGAGAUUAAAAUUACUUUAUACCUUUCUUUCUACGAUCUAAUUAUUUCUCCCUGUAUCAUAUCCUUAUGUGUAACCUUUAUCUACAUAUACUACUGCCAUUGAAGUAACUGUGUCUAUGAAUUCGGUGUUCAUUCUGUCGUGCUAGUGAGGUAUGGCAACUUCGACCGAUGCACAUAUGUGCUUGGUCGUACGUUGUAAAUGACUGACUGACCUAUAAAAUGGGAAACUGAACAAUUGAAUUUCGUUGCCAUUUACUUCUGACGUUAGCCAUGUUUUUGGGGUAGCAUUAACAAUAGUGUUUUGUGCGUCUUCAACGUUCCUAAGCUUCACCAUUUUACUUUGCACAUAUGUGCUUGGUCCUACAUUGUAGAUGAAUGAUUGACUGACUCAUGAUUAAUAAAUGAUCUUAUGUAACUAGGCCGAAAUUCAUUCUACUUUAAAUUCUUCUAAUGAAGUUUUCAUAGUUUAGGAACGUAAAGAUCGCUUGACUAUUUAAGCCAAUGAUGUUUGCUCUUAUCACAUUUGUAUAAUACGAACUAAUAAGAAAUAUAUAGAUAGCUAAUGCUGCUUUAGGCAUUUUUUUUAAGAAAAAGCACAUCUGUUUAGGAGGUCGCAAUUGAAUAUAGUAAUCAACUGGAGUUGCUCCUUUCAUCCAAAUGAUUGAUAACAAGACAUCGUUUGUCAGCGAGACAAUCUCUGAUAUAGAUAGAGUUCCAAACAGCAGUUUUUAAGAAAGCUCAAAACUUGGCGUAAGUUACUUCAAAAAAUGUCUAAAUUGUUUAACUGCAGUUGUUGUUUGUCCCUUUACGCAUUAUGCAUUAUAAACCUUUAAAAAAUGUUGAAAUUUCGAUGUACCCACAUAGUGAUAGCCACAGUGGUAUAGUAAUGUUGAGCACCUUCAAUGCCAUCAUAAUCUUGGUUAACGUGACGAAACACUACUAAAUGACGGAUAGUUUUGAUGUUAGCAUGUUUUGGGACAUAAUUCCUCUCUUGAUAGUAUCGUAAUUGUAGUGGAUUUGAGGAAAUUGUGACAUGGUAGUGUAUAGAUCGAAUUGGACAGUAAUAUGCACACUUCAUAAAUCAUAGAAUUCAGUUUCGAUGAAAUAAGCUGUACAUUAUAUUUUCACUUGAACUACAUUUCACUGCAAUUUUUGUUAUUGCUGUAUUGUUUUCCGCCUUUUCACAAACAUUUAAUCUCGUUUACAUGUGAAACUACCUAUUCGCCCCCUUUUUUAAAAAGCAUCUUUGUAUUAUAAAUAAAAUAAUAAAUAAUAUUCACAAUUUUCUAACUUCUCGUUUCUUUCGGUUGCUUGUUUGAUGGGCUUGUAAAAAAAGUUUAAAUUAUUCCAGUUAGUUUCGUGGAUAGACACACAUUAAAUCUGGUUAAUUAAAUAUUUUUAAUCAAUAUGAUUACCUUAAGAUUAACAUUUGAUUGUGGUGUUUAAUAAGGAGUGGAACGUCUAGAACACUAAGUUUUAAGGAAGUAAUUUAGACUAUGUAAAGCAAGGUAAUAUUUAGUUAGAAUGCUAUUUUCGGUGACUACUGCGAUCAUUGCAUUCUCUUUUCCUCAAACGGUAGUCAAACUUAUCGCAUAUGCUUAAUUUCCUGAAUAAAUUAAUAUUUCCAGACAAACCGUCUAUGCAUCUUGGUAUUGUAUAUUAAAAUAGUUGGAUUACUAUGGUAGUAUCUAUUUGCAAUCCCCAUUAUAAUUUACUUGCAUUGUUUAGCUAAAAUUGGAACUUCGGCUUUUAACUGUUUGCUAUUAUUUGUAAAUAGUCCUGUAAACUGAAUGCUUGGUUUCGGGUGUGCUUUUUGUUUCAUAGUGACAAAUCAAAUCAAAUAGGAUCUCAGUUUCUUAUACAAUAGUGAUUGAAAGUUCAUAACAAUAGAACACUUCCUUUUUAUGAUGGAAGUUGUACUCUACUCGUUAUUUGCAAAACAGAAUGUUUUGAAAAUACGUGAGUUUGAUCGAUGACUAUUCACCAUGAAAUCAAAGUGGUUGAUGUGUGAACAUUUAAUCCAGUGGUUUGCAAAAUAACGGAAUAACGAUAAUACAAUAUAAUUAUUGUAAUUAAAAAACUACGAUGGAGUUUUUCUGUUUCUAGGUGUACUAUUUUUGAGUUCUUGAUUUUUAGCAAAACUCUAUUUUAUUCCUUCUAUCUAUUACCUAUCUACACUAACCUUCGCAGUUAGCUUUGUUUUUUCCUUCUAAUCAACUUUGUGCAUCUGUUCUGUUAAGUUCUUUAGUUUAAGGGAAUAGACUAUUCUAUGAUAUUUCAAAUCAUUAUGUUUGUUUGGCUUUGUGACAAAAUAAUUAAGAGACUAGUGAUAAUAAUUCAUUCUUGUAGCUACAUUGCUGUCAUUAUACAAUAUACUGAAAAUAUUCGUCCAGAGUUAAUAAAUAAUUUCCUAAAGUAACUUGCAGUUGUAUCCACCAGGAUAAAAACUGUUUUUAAACAAGUGAGUAGAAAAAUCUCAGAAAAAGAUGUUUAAUAGAUUUCUUGUACAUGUUCUGUAAACCUCAUAUCUGAACACAACAUUCUGCCAAUAACAAAAUCAUACAUCCUAUGAAUUUCUGGAUGUGAUCAUUUAGUAUUUGAAACACUGGGCUUUUAAUCAUUGAUUCAAAAGUUCGAACCGUGCUCUAUUUGGAUUUUCUAGGUGACGAGUGGCUCGAAGCUGAUAUCAGGUGUGAAAUUGGUUAAGUUGUAUAAUUUGAUUACUUUUGAUAAAAUUCGAAUUUAUUAAAUAGGGUGCAUACAAAUAAUAAUUUGUUUAAUUCUGCUGAUGAACUUUGGUCACAUCGUUUAAUUACUUAUUUGAUUUUAGAAACAUAAACUGCUGCAUAUAAUAUAUUGAUGUAUUUUGACCCUUUGUACACUUAAAUCAGUUCAAUAUCACAUGGUUGCUAAUCUUGUAAUUUGGUGGUAAUGAAGUCGUUUCUGCACAUGAUGACUAAACGAUAGAAAAAUCUUUGGUUUUGGAAUUUCUUUUCAAUUAGUUUUUCAUCAUGGCUCAACACUAAUGAAAUAAUACUCGUCGAGUAGAUACACUGCGUAAUAAUUAUAUAAUUACAUGUCGAUUAUAAACUAACAUUGAGUAAUUGGAAGAAAGUGGAUUAUAAUAACCAAAGUAAUUAUUCAAGAAUAAAGCAGUUGCUACGUUGCAUAAUAUAUAAGAAGAGAAGGAAAUAACAAAAUAUUUUGAUGAAUGGUUAGUAGUAUAGCAGUUAUGUAAGAAUUAAGAAACGAAUGUCGAGAAUAGGUAUAAUACAAAAGUGGGAGAAAUACAAAAAUAGUUCUGCUAAAAACUUUUCUAUACCGAUGACCAAGGUAGCGAUAGUGGUUGUACAAACUUCUUUUCGAUGCAAAGGGUUGGUUUGUAAACAUGGAUUCCAAUGGCUUCAGCAAUGUGCAAAAGACGAACUCGUAAACCAUGCGGAAAAUUUGAUGGAAUAUGGUGGAUAACCCUAAAAGCUUUAUUCUUGCUCACUUGGUGGACACACGUCAUCAAGUUAGUUCCUUCUUUUUUAUAUAAUAUGCAACGUAGCAACUGCUUUAUUCUUGAAUAAUUACUUUGGUUAUUAUAAUCCACUUUCUUCCAAUUACUCAAUGUUAGUUUAUAAUCGACAUGUAAUUAUAUAAUUAUUACGCAGUGUAUCUACUCGAUGAGUAUUAUUUCAUUCGCUCGAUUCGUUCCUUCUUUAUUUACCAAAUCUUUGGUCGUUUCUCGUGAUUGUUAAGAAGUAAUGAUUUUAUCCGACUCCUCAUUUAUUGUCAUAUAUUUCGAUAAAUCAGAUAACAAGUUUCUAAUAAACCAUUCACUAGCGUUGUUGAGAUGUCCCCAAUCGGGACGCUGUUUUAUACAAAAACAUUCACUAAAAGUGAAAGGAAAUCUGGUUAGCAGCAAGAUUUAAGUCAGUGUCCUGUUUACUCGGUCUAGGACAUCCAGCUAACUGAAGAGGUCCACAUAUAUUAUUUUUGGAAUUAAAGUGUAGGCGUAUAUGGGGAACAGUGGCAAUAUUUUCAGUCAGAACUCCCUUAGAAAUAUAUUUGAUAUGUGGACGUGCUCCAAAGUAUUUCAUGAUUUUGUUCCUUUCCGUGAUCUCGAUGCAUGCUUUUUUUCACGAUGAUAAGAUUUUUUCAGUUUACUUAAGCCAAUAAUGUUAGCUGGAAUAAAAUAUAGAAAAAUUAAGAAAAUGUGACAAAAUAAUUAUGUUCGUGAUGGAUGCUUACUUUUGGAUAUUUUUUAGAAACCGUGACAAUCUGAUUUUUUUCUUCUAAUACAAUCAAACUUACUCAUUGUGUGACGAAUACAAAAUAAUACUAUAAUUUUUGAGGUAAACGCGAUUGAUUUACCUUUGGAAAGAAACGUAGAUAAAUCUGCACCAAAUGAAAUAUUUUUGAUCAUAAGCUAAUCAAUCAUGUUGUGGAGUAUACUAUCUUCAUUUCACCGGUUUCAUUGCAAUUUUGUUCAAACUUUAUGUCAUCAGCAUCAUUUACUUGGGAUUAGAGUAAUGCCAAGUUGUUCACGCUUAAUAAUAAGAAGUUUAUCGAGUGGAUCGAAUAUCUCUAGUAUUGAUGAGAAACCGGAAGCUCCAAAAGCAGAUUUCGUGCACCGACAUAUUGGUCCAUCUGAGAAAGAUAUCAAUCACAUGCUCCAAUUUUGUGGUUUUAAUAGAAUUGAAGAUUUUAUAUCCAAAGUAGUACCAGAUAGUAUAUCACUAAAAAGGGAUUUGAAAUUAGAAAAUGAAACAAGUGAGGCAGACCUCAUCAGGCGUUUAAAGUUGCUCAUGAGCAAGAAUGAAGUUUGGCGUUCUUAUAUUGGACAAGGAUAUUAUGGUACUAUAACACCAUCUACAAUACAACGUAAUAUAUUUGAAAAUCCCGGUUGGUACACUUCCUACACACCAUACCAACCUGAAAUAAGCCAAGGUCGUUUAGAAUCACUAUUUAAUUAUCAGACGAUGAUAUCAGACUUAACGGGUUUGGCGAGAGCAAAUGCAUCACUGUUGGAUGAAGGUACAGCAUCUGCAGAAGCAAUGUGUAUGGCAGUCAGAUAUACAAACAGAAAAAAGUUUCUCCUCGAUAGGAGAUGUCAUCCACAAACUAUGAAUGUCGUCACAUCUAGAGCAAGGAACCUUAAUAUUGAAAUUGAAGUUGUUUCCAUAGACAAUGUAGAACACGUAAAAGAAAUUAUUAGUACUGGACAGUUCUCUGGAUAUCUACUACAGUAUCCAGAUACAGAAGGUAAUAUAUGGGAUGAGAAAAUACGUGCAGUUGCUGAAAUAACGAAAUUAAAUAAGCCUGUUACCUAUCGUGGAGGAGCAUAGGCCACCCACCAGCAUUCUCCAUCCAUGUCCUGGGCAAUCCUUCCCAAUUGUUAUUCAUCCUUUUCAUAUCCGCUUCCAUUCCCCGACGUAGCGGGUUCUUCGGUCUUCCUCUUUCCCGCUUCCCUUCAGGAUUCCAAGUUAGGGCUUACUUCGUGAUGCAGUUUGGUGAUUUUCGUAAUGUAUGUCCUAUUCACCUCCAACAUCUUUUCUUAAUUUCCUCUUCAGUUGGAAGCUGGUUUGUCCUCUCCAAGCCAACGGAUAUUAAUUAUUUUGCUUUGACAACUGUUUAUAAAUAUUGUAUCUUUUUAGUGAUGGCUGUAUUAGUUCUAAAUCUGAAUAAAUUUUCCACUAUUUGUUCUAUUACUUGAUGAAAAUUGUAAAUAAUUUCAGACACUUCUCAUCACAGCAACCGACUUGUUGGCUCUUACACUUAUUGAAUCACCUGGUAGUCUAGGUGCUGAUAUAGCUGUUGGAUCUUCACAACGUUUCGGAAUACCAAUGGGUUUUGGAGGACCCCAUGCAGCAUUUAUUUCGUCAACUGAAGCACUUACCAGAUUAUUACCAGGAAGAAUAGUCGGUCUUUCUAAGGAUGCGAUGAACCAACCUGCGUAUCGACUUGCCUUACAAACGCGGGAACAACAUAUUCGUAGAGAUAAAGCCACAAGUAACAUCUGCACAGCUCAAGCAUUACUUGCUAAUAUGGCUGCUUUCUAUGCAGUUUAUCAUGGGCCGGAAGGAUUAAAGCAAAUAGCUUCACGUAUCCAUAGAAAUACUUUACGUUUAGUAUCAGCUCUAGAAAAUGCUGGUUAUAAGAUUGCCAAUCAGACUGCGGUAUUUGAUACAAUCAAAGUAUUACCAAAUUCUAAACCAAAUUGUCUUCAGUCUAUUCGAAGAAAAGCAUUUGAAAAACGAGUGAAUCUCUUAUACUAUCCAAACGGUGGGGCAGUUGGUUUAUCAAUAGAUGAAACUCUAACUGUUGAAGAUUUUAAUGACCUAAUGUACCUUUUCGGAGCAACUCUAGUGAAGCCUCAGGAACAUUCAAUUUUCGCUAUCAACACAUAUCCUAAUCUGAUACGUAAAAAUAGCUAUUUAACACAUCCUGUAUUCAAUUCAUUUCAUUCGGAGACUGAAUUAUUACGAUAUAUGAAAAAACUCGAGAAUAAAGAUAUUUCUUUAGCACAUUCUAUGAUACCGUUAGGCUCUUGCACUAUGAAAUUAAAUGGUACUACUGAACUACUUGCUUGCUCAUGGGAUAUUGUCAACAAGUUGCAUCCUUUCGUACCGAAAAAUCAAGUUACUGGUUAUUUGGAAUUGAUUGCACAACUGGAAAAUGACAUCAAAGAGAUAACUGGCUAUGAUUGUUUCUCUUGCACCGAAUAGUGGAGCACAGGGUGAGUACGCUGGAUUAAAAGCUAUCAGAGGAUAUUUGGAUAGAAAAGGUGAACAUAAACGUACAAUCUGUUUAAUCCCUACCUCAGCACAUGGGACGAAUCCUGCUAGUGCUCAAAUGGCUGGAAUGACUGUUAAACACGUGAAAACUACAUCGACUGGUAGUCUAGACAUGAACCAUCUAGAAGAACAAACUUCUCUAUAUAAAGAUCAUUUAGCAGCCAUUAUGAUCACCUAUCCAAGUACAUUUGGUGUAUUUGAUAGUAAUGUUCAAAAAGUGUGUGAAGUCGUUCACGAAGCUGGUGGACAGGUUUUUAUGGAUGGUGCCAAUUUGAAUGCACAGGUAUUACCGCUUUAUUUUAAUAACUCUUAAUGUUCAUUUCUGCCAAAUAACAUAUACCUCAAUAAGUACUUUGUAAAAAAAAUUCACUGAUUUUGCGAGUGAUUUUUACCAUGGUCUGUCUAGGUUUUUAAGUGCGCUAUCCUGAGGAGCCGUCAACUACAAUAAAACAGAUGUUCCUGGCUCCCUGAUGUCCAACUGUAGCAGAGAAAUUCUUUACUUUAAAAUUUUCAGAAUCACGAAGAAAUACAGAGCACCUUGCUGUCAUAUGUCUGAAAUCACUAAUUUUCGACUUUGUAGUACAUAAUAUUUUGCUCUUAAUUGGAUCACUGACAACAUGGUGAUGUUGCUUAAAUUCAGCAUUUAUAAGUAAGACAUUAAAAUCAGGAGGAAACGAUUAAAGUGUUACGGUUUCACCAAUACGAUAUUAAAUCAUUAAACACCUGAAACGAUUUCAGACUUCAUUUUAGUGAAUAUUAUCAGAUCUAUUUAUAUCGACUUCACUUUAUUUUCUUCGAUAUUUGAAUCAAUACACAAAUUUUAUUAUUCUGAAGACAUUUUGAGUAGGUUUCGAAAUUUUCACACAGAUUAAAACACACCGAUUUCCGUACGAAAACCUAAAGAAUAGAUGUCGUUUUAACUUCUCUCUAUUCGAGAAAUACAUAUCACUUUUUAAAUCAGAUCAAAAUCAAAGCUAAGUAGGAUUUGAUUUGUAUACAGAUGAAUUUUCAAAUCAAGUCCCUAUACUGUCGUACAUAGAGUCUUGGCACCAUUAGAGUCAAAACAUGUAACUAUAUGUCAGCCAACAGUUAUGAUUUUAUAAAACAAAUUAAUAAAAUUAAUACGACCAAGUAAAAUACUGCAAUCCAACUGGAAACAGAGCAAUAAACACACGCUGGGUAAUAGUAGGAGAGACACAACGAAAAUAAACCGAAAUCAAGGUUAAUCAUAUUUAUAGAAAAAAGAGGUCAGAUUCAAAGAUUGAUAGUUAAAUAAAAAUAAUAAUAAUAACCAGUUUGAGGUUAAAUGAGUCUUAAGUGUUGUCCGUCUAUUUUGAAUAUAAUCGAUCGAAGUUAACACCCUGUCCCGAUUUUUAAUUCUGAAAGGUUAUCAUAACUACAAACCUGUUUCAGAAACGUUUUCAGAUUUCACGUGAAUGAAGUGUUCUACAUAUAUUGUUCACUGUGAACUUCAAUAAAUAGACAGAAAUCUAAAUAUUUCAAUUCAUCAAGAAAAAAAGACGGUUUUUAAAUAUUCUGCAACACAUCACUGGAGGUAUUUUAUUGGCAAGAUCGUUGUAUAGGUUGGUGAUUGCAGUCUGUUUUAAUCUAAAAUCAUUAAGAGUUUACACAUAGUCUAACAAUAAUCGUUACAUUUUGCUUGACGACCUGAAAUCUACAUGUCUUAUGUGGCCUUAUAUCUGACUCCAGUUAAAUCAUAUUGUGAUUUUUAUCGAAAUAUACAUACAUCCCGGCUACCCUCGUAUAUAAUCAUCGCCUUAAAUCGCGUUAGUGAAUAACGGAAUUAAAUAAGUUAAAUACGAGAAUGGAUUUUGAGUACGUAUAUUUCAUACAAUCGUUGGUCUCAACAGACAAUCAAGGAAACGCAACCAAGGUAGGGAAGCAAAAUGAAACAAUACUCAGUGCAGAAGACGAGUGAACCAGCUCCAUUUAACCAAGCAUGACCCGAUAUUUAUAGUCAAACAAAAAUAGGUUACAGAUAUGUAGUGAGAAGGGUAAGGGAUUAACACACACGCUCAUAUAAAACAGUCAAGGUUAAUAAGCGGAUGAUUCACAAGGUUAAAAUGUGACCCAAGAAGAAUGAAUAAAUUGGUCCGUCUGGAAGUCAGAAUAACUCAUAUCGGCAUGACUUAGUACCAGCCUCUAUAUGUCAAUUGAUGUUUAUUACAAUUUUGUCUAACUAUACACUUAAAUUUUAAUUAAAGAAUUUUUAAAUAAGGGGUAUCAGUAUUCAAACAUGAGUAUUGUAUAGAUAUUCAUUUCAAUAAAAAUUUAUUGUCGUGAUAUCGGUUCACUGUUUGGCUGUAUUUGUAACCUAGAUCUAUAAGUUGGUAUUAUUAUUACUAUUAUGGACAGAGAGAAAUAGUUGUGGAAUUCCCUCUUCGUACGUCGAUUCAUCGAAACAUUCCUAUAAUGACGUCUCAAAAAAGAAACAAUUAAUAUUAAUGAGAUGAUUUCCCAUGGGUUAAAAAUCAGAAUAGGAAUCUGGAGACGAGAAUCAGUGAAUAAUAAUAAAUGUUCUUUAGUAAUUUUGAACUUGUUUGCUGUUUCGCGAAAUGACUGAUAUCAAACAAACGUCGAGGACAACGCGCUUGUGUCACCUUUGGUAGGGUAAACUAUGCAAACAAUUUAAGGAAGAUAUGAUCGCUUCUUUGUUGCUCACACUUAAAUGUGAGCAGUGUUUCAGGUAGGUCGUGUCCUAAAAAACUAAUAUAUAUAUUGUAGAGAAUAGGAAGGUGUUUUCCCUUUAUCCUUCAAAAUUAACUAGGUCGGUUUAUGUCGCCCUGGUGAUAUCGGUUCAGAUGUUUCGCACAUAAAUUUGCACAAGACAUUCAGUAUUCCACACGGUGGAGGUGGACCUGGUUGUGGCCCUGUUUGUGCCAAGUCGCACUUAGCACCAUUUCUUCCCCAGCAUUAUUUAUACGAUCAUACUUGUGUGGGUCGUUCUGGUCACAAAAUGAACACCGAAAAUAAAUGUUCUGAUCAUUUCGCAAUUUGUUCUGCUCCAUUUGGUUCUGCAAGCUUAUUACCAAUAUCAUGGGCGUAUAUGAGGUUGUUAGGCCCAAAAGGUAGAUGUUUCUAUUCAGAUUUCUUUUUUAUCUUUUGUUUUGUAUUGAAAUUCACUCUGUACGAAAAGGAUGAAAGUAAUUCCUUCCAUAUUUGAUCAAAAUCAUCAUGAAUUUUACGAGACCACGUGAAUCAAAUAAUGAUGAUAAAUUGAUAGCUUUAAGGUGAGAAAGGAAUUUAAGAUUUUAAACGCAACAUUGACCCCAGUAAUGUUGAAGUAUGGGGCUUGUUAAACUAUUCGUACAUUAAAUUUAAAGUGUUAUUCACCUGAAUAACGGUUUCUUAUUGAUUCUUUUCAACUAUGUAAUAGCGAGUGACUUGAACCUGAAUGAUUUACGUUAGAAAAUAUACAGCGAACUUAUACGAAUUCAUUAAUACUAUAGAUUAAACAAUAUGAUAUUAGCAGCACUCCAAGACUGUUUAAUUAUUGAAUUGGGAAUGAUCUACUGCAAAUUGCAGAAUGGUUGAUCACAAAAUAAAGUUCGGUACACAUAAAAGUAGAUAUACAUUUAGGUGACAAUGGUUUCUUACAACAGUUACGACUUUAUUUUAUAUUAUUCAGGAUUUUUGCGAUUUCAUAUGAAUCUUGGUAAUUACUAGUCAAAACUACUUUCUUAGUUAUUUCCAAAGAACGAUCCAGCUAUGUCCUGACGUUUAUGGUUUGAUUUUUCUUGAAAAUAAGUGGCUGAAUUUUUCUUGAUUAUAUUAUCAUAGGCUCUUAAGAUUUCAAACUCGGCUUUGAAGGUUGCACUCCAACUGAUCACAUGUUGACGGAUAGGAAUGAAUAUUACCAAUUUUUUUUGAGAAAGUUUUUAUUUGUGAUGCUGAUCAGGGUAGUGUAAGAUGAAGGUUGUAGAAAGUGUGAACGUAACAGUUAGCAUUUCGCGAAGUGAUAUAACUUUCCUUUCAAAUACAGACAAAUAAAUAACUGUUAUUGUCUUUACAGGUUUGAAGAGAGCAAGUCAGAUGGCUUUGUUAAAUGCUAAUUAUAUGCUCAAGCGUCUCCGAGAUUAUUAUAAUAUACGCUAUCUAAACAGCGCGGGGAUGUGUGCACAUGAAUUUAUAAUAGAUUGUUCACAAUUCUCUAAACAGAAUAUUGAUGUGAUUGAUAUUGCAAAACGACUAAUGGAUUAUGGUUUCCACAGCCCAACUAUGUCAUGGCCUGUGACAUCAAGCCUAAUGAUUGAACCCACAGAGAGUGAACCUAAAGCUGAGUGCGACCGUCUAUGUGAAGCACUCAUUUCGAUCAGAGGAGAGAUUGACAAGGUGACCAAAGGAGAGUGGGAUAUCGAAUGUAAUCCAUUAAAGAUGGCUCCACAUACUAUGGAAACAGUAAUGGAUUCGAAGUGGGACAGGCCAUAUACACGCCAAGUGGCAGCAUUUCCAGCCCCAUGGCAAAAUAUGAAAGAUGAAUCAACAAGUAAACGUUCAAAAUUGUGGCCAACUGUAAGUCGGCUAGAUGAUGUAUACGGUGAUCAACACUUGAUAUGUACGUGCCCUUCACUUCUGGGAAAUGAAACCAACUCCAAACUCUAAUUCUAAAUUAGCAUUAAACCUCUAGUGAGGAAACUUCAAGAUAAUUCAUGAAAAUAUUGAGCUUUUUUUAAAACCAAUCGAAUUUAAAUCAGGGGUUUACUACUAUUAAUAGCUGGUUUUUUGUGUAGAAAAACGUGUAGCUGAAAAAUAAAAUAUUCC
Molecule: messenger RNA, 18179 nt
Organism: Schistosoma haematobium
Lineage: Eukaryota; Metazoa; Platyhelminthes; Trematoda; Strigeidida; Schistosomatidae
Exons: 20
Coding region: 11040-11948 (302 amino acids)
Biological process (GO): nucleoside metabolic process; glycine decarboxylation via glycine cleavage system
Cellular component (GO): glycine cleavage complex; mitochondrion
Molecular function (GO): pyridoxal phosphate binding; glycine binding; glycine dehydrogenase (decarboxylating) activity
Source: RefSeq, a predicted model, not a curated record